Messenger RNA from Trichechus manatus latirostris (Florida manatee), 499 nucleotides. Its product is annotated as neuroblastoma breakpoint family member 6-like protein. The record is from RefSeq and is a predicted model, not a curated record. Lineage: Eukaryota; Metazoa; Chordata; Mammalia; Sirenia; Trichechidae. The annotation marks the transcript as partial. The transcript has 3 exons.
AUGGAAUUAUCUCUCACCACCUGCUCUAGGCCAAGGACAGAAAGGAAUAUCCUAGAAAUUAACCAGGAGUUGUGCUCCCAGCUAGCACAAAGCAAACAGCAGUUCAGAGACCUCAAAGAGAAAUUCCUUAUAUCUGAAGCUACUGCCUACACCCUGGCCAACCAGCUGCAGAAAUACAAAUGUGAAGAAUACAAGGCCCUCACUGAAUCCGUGCUGGGAGAGGAGCUGCAGUUUGAGGAGGAGAGACCAGCUGCAAGGAUUGGGAAAUACAAUUCCCUAAUUUUGGCUCAGGCUCAAGAACUGAUCCAUUUACGUCAGAAGAUACAGGAAGGGAUUGGUGGCUGUUACCUUUUCACAGAGCAUGUGAAAAACACCAUCAAGACUUUUGAGGACUUCAUCAGGAUUACUAACAUUGCCAACUACCAGAGACAGAGAUUCUGUGAUCAACUGGCCCAAGGAAGCCAACUGGCAGAGCGCCUCAUCAGCAAACUCACCACUG